CUUCCAGGGGGCUGGGAGGAGGUGGAGUGCAGCGCGGCUCUCGCCUAUAAGGAGGUGCCCAGCGAGCGGCUGGUGCUUCCCACCCAGCCGCCGCUCGCAAGGUGAAUCGCCGCGGCGGCAGUCGGGGCAGCGGGCUCGCUUCGGGCACUACCGCUGGCGUCCGGAGCGGCUCCUCCAAGGGCUGCGAGGAGUCCCCCGGCCGGCCCCGGCUUCCCUUCAUCCGGAGUGCUUGGAUGCUGUAUGGAGUAAAUGAGCGGUGGCAGAACGAGCGCACAGAGGCUGAGAGGUGCUCGGAGACCGGGACCAGGGGAGACAGGCGAGCUGCUGGCUUCCCCCUCCGAUGCUGAAGAUGGAUUCCCGAGCCCUCGGGGGCUUCACUCUGCUGCUCUUCACUUUAUGGCAUCUGGGAUUAACUGCAACAAAUUAUAAUUGUGAUGAUGCACUGGUCUCUCCCUUACCUUCAGCUGCCCUUACCAGUUCCUCUGAGCUCUUCAGUACUCACAGUUCCAGCUUUGCAAAACUCAACAGGCGAGAUGGAGCAGGUGGCUGGUCCCCACUGGAGUCCAACGAGCAGCAGUGGCUCCAGGUAGAUCUGGGCGACAGAGUGGAGAUCGUGGCGGUGGCCACCCAGGGCCGGUACGGGAGCUCGGACUGGGUGACCAGCUACGCGCUGAUGUUCAGCGACACCGGCCGCAACUGGAAACAGUACGGACAGGACGACACCGUCUGGGUUUUCACAGGGAACAGCAAUGCUGACAGUGUGGUUCACCACAAGCUGCUGCACUCCAUGAAAGCUCGAUUCUUGCGCUUCAUCCCUCUCAAGUGGAACGUUGGUGGGCGGAUAGGACUGAGAGUUGAGGUCUUCGGCUGCUCUUACAAGUCAGAUGUUGCAGACUUCGAUGGCAGAAGUUCACUUCUCUACAGGUUCAAUCAGAAGCUUAUGAGCACAUUCAAAGAUGUCGUUUCCUUGAAGUUCAAGAGCAUGCAGGGGGAUGGAGUCUUAUUCCAUGGGGAAGGACAGCGUGGAGACUACAUAACCUUGGAACUGCAGAAAGGGAAGCUCUCCUUGCACCUCAACCUGGGAGACUCCAACCUGCACUUCAGUAACAGCCACACGUCUGUCACCUUGGGCAGCCUCUUGGAUGACCAGCACUGGCACUCAGUUCUCAUAGAACGCUUCAACAAGCAAGUGAACUUCACAGUGGACAAGCAUACCCAGCACUUCCGAACAAAGGGCGACUCGGAUCACUUGGAUAUUGAUUAUGAGCUCAGUUUCGGAGGGAUUCCUGUCCCAGGGAAGCCAGGAACCUUUCAGAGGAAAAAUUUCCAUGGAUGCAUUGAGAACCUUUAUUACAACGGAGUCAAUAUAAUUGACCUCGCCAAAAGACGCAAACCUCAGAUCUAUACUGUGGGGAAUGUGACCUUUUCUUGCUCAGAACCACAAAUUGUUCCCAUCACCUUUGUAAGCACCAGUCGAAGCUACUUGCUACUCCCUGGCACUGCUCAAAUUGAUGGUUUGUCAGUGAGCUUCCAGUUCCGGACAUGGAAUAAAGACAGCUUGCUUCUGUUCACCGAGCUGUCUGAAAACUCAGGACAUCUCUUGGUUUACCUCCAUGGUGGCAGAUUGACACUACUUAUUCAAAAGGAGACUGAGAACCCAGUGGAAAUCACUGAAGGCACCAAUCUCCACGAUGGGCUUUGGCAUUCUGUGAACAUCAAUGCCAGAAGGCAUCGCAUUACCCUGACGCUGGAUAGCAAUGCUGCCACCGCCAGCCAUGCAACCACUGUCUCAAGGAUCUACUCUGGGAACAGCUACUAUUUUGGAGGGUGCCCUGACAAUUUCACCGAUUCCCAGUGUUUAAAUCCCAUUACUGCUUUUCAAGGCUGUAUGAGGCUCAUCUUUAUUGAUAACCAGCCCAAGGACCUCAUUUUAGUUCAACAAGGCUCACUGGGGAAUUUUAGUGAUUUACACAUUGAUCUGUGUGGCAUCAAAGACAGAUGUUUACCCAACUACUGUGAACAUGGAGGAAAAUGCUCCCAGUCCUGGACCACCUUUUACUGCGACUGUAAUGAUACAGGCUACAUGGGAGCCACCUGUCACAACUCUGUCUAUGAGCAAUCCUGCGAGGCUUACCGACACCAAGGGAAGACAUCAGGUUUCUUCUACAUCGAUUCUGAUGGAAGUGGACCACUCAGACCACUCCGUGUUUUUUGCAAUAUAACAGAAGAUAAGAUCUGGACUGCAGUGCAGCACAACAGCACAGGGCUGACCAGAGUGCAAGGAGCUGGUCCAGAGAAGCCCUACACCAUGUCCUUCAACUACAACAGCAGUGCGGAGCAGCUGGAGGCCGUGAUAAACAGUGCUGAGUACUGCGAGCAGGAGGCAGCCUACCACUGCAAAAAGUCGCGGCUCCUCAACACCCCGAAUGGAAUGCCAUUUGCUUGGUGGGUUGGCCGUGCCAAUGAAAAGCAUCUUUACUGGGGAGGAUCUCUUCCGGGCAUUCAACAGUGUGCAUGUGGAUUGGAAGAAAGUUGUCUGGAUAUGAGAUAUUUUUGCAACUGUGAUGCAGAUAGAGAAGAAUGGACAAAUGAUACCGGCCUCUUUGCUUUCAAAGACCAUUUGCCUGUAACUCAGAUUGUGAUCACUGACACAAACAGAUCAAAUUCUGAGGCUGCUUGGAAAAUCGGCCCUUUGCGUUGCUAUGGAGACAGGCAGUUCUGGAAUGCUGCUUCCUUCAACACGGAGGCCUCCUACCUGCACUUCCCCACACUCCACGCCGAGGUCAGUGCGGACAUCUCCUUCUUCUUCAAAACUACCGCCGUAUCCGGGGUGUUCUUGGAAAACCUUGGGAUUAAAGACUUCAUACGAAUUGAAAUAAGCUCCCCCAAGGAGAUCACCUUCUCCAUAGAUGUCGGGAAUGGCCCCACAGAAGCCACUGUGCAGUCUCCCACACCCCUGAAUGACAACCAGUGGCACUACGUCCAGGCAGAGAGGAACCUCAAGGAAACUUCUCUGAAGGUGGACAACCUCCCCAAGAAGGUCCUGGAAGCCCCUGCUGAGGGACACUUCCGCCUGCAGCUCAACAGCCAGUUAUUUGUAGGGGGAACAGCUUCCAGACAGAAGGGCUUUUUGGGAUGCAUUCGAUCUCUGCAUUUAAAUGGACAGAAACUUGACCUCGAGGAGAGAGCUAAAAUGACACCUGGUGUUAAACCUGGAUGCCCAGGACAUUGCAGCAGUUACGGGAACCUGUGCCAUAAUGGAGGAAAAUGUGUGGAGAAGUAUAAUGGUUACUUCUGUGAUUGUACCAACUCAGCCUAUGAAGGACCUUUCUGCAAGGAAGAGGUUUCUGCAUUAUUUGAAGCCGGCACUUCUGUUACCUAUACUUUCCAAGAACCUUAUCCUGUCACAAAGAAUGCAAGCACCUCAAGCUCUGCCAUUUAUGUGGAUGCUGUCAUGUCCAAGGAGAAUAUUGCAUUCAGCUUUCUCACGGCACACACUCCAAGCCUUCUGCUGUACAUCAACACCUACUUUCAUGAAUAUUUGGCUGUGAUUCUCUCCAAGAAUGGAAGUUUACAGGUCCGAUACAAGCUGAGUAAGGAUGGGCUCCUCAUUUUCACCAUUGACUCUGGAAAUUUUGCCAACCGAGAGCUGCACCAUGUGAAGAUUAACAGGGAAGGCAGAGAGCUCGUCAUCCAGGUUGAUCAAGUUCUCAAACUCAAACACAACUUUUCUGAGAUUGAUUUUAAGGCCAUUAAGUCACUCACCUUGGGCAAGGUCACAGACACUUUGUCACUGGACCCUGAAGUCUCAAAGGCAAAUGCCUAUGGUUUCACGGGCUGCCUGUCCUCUGUUCAGUACAACCACAUUGCUCCCCUCAAAGCUGCCUUACGCCAUCCCACCAUUGCUCCCGUGACUGUCAAAGGUUCCUUGACUGAAUCCAACUGUGCAUCCAUAAUGGAAGCUGAUGUGAACACAGCAACCACAACAUAUUCCUCAUCAGAUCCUUUUGAGAAGACAGAUGAAAGAGAACCUCUCACCAAUGCAGUCAGAAGUGAUUCAGCUGUGAUUGGAGGUGUAAUAGCAGUUGUGAUAUUCAUCAUCUUUUGCAUCAUUGCCAUCAUGAGCAGAUUCCUCUAUCAACACAAACAAGCACAUCGAAGUAGCCAGAAAAAGGAGAAGGAAUACCCGGAAAACCUUGAGAGCUCCUUUAAAGCUGACAUUGACUUGCAAAACACAGUGAGCGAGUGCAAACGGGAAUAUUUUAUCUGAUGGACAAUGCAAUUUCUUUUUACUCCCCUAAACUUCCUUUCUGUAUUCCUUUCUCCCUUCCUUUUUGCUUUUCGAAUUUUUUUUUUUUAACACUUAACAUUUUUUGCUAGCUUCUUUUUCAUUUGGAAAAGACCGCCCUGCACAGGAAACACUGAGAACAAUCACAGUGCCUCAUUCUCUGCACAAGAACCUGGCAAUCACAGUUUACUUCUGCAGCUCAAGAGACCUGUUAUCCCAUCCUACACAAAAUAAGAUCCACAUGCACACCUAUUUUCUGCUGUCAGUUCUUGAAUGUUUCAAAGUCCCUACAAUUAUUUGUUGGUUUGUUUUGUUUUUUUUCCUCUGGAGCCAUUUAAGUCGUUGCUUUUACACUAGAGCUGGACUAUGUAAAGUACAGGUAAAGUAGUUGAACACAUAGCUCUGCAGAUACUGGGACAGGAUAGAGGGAAAGAAUGCGACCAAAACACCUGAUUUAUUUCAUGGGCUCAUUAACAACAAUCAUAAAGAACCAGCCAAAUUCUCAAAUGUUAUUAAUUGAUAUAUUGUCUAUUGAUUUAAAUGGUGUUAAAUUAAUUUGUACCAGUUGAAAAGCUGGUAUCACAUAAAGGAAAAUAAAACUGUCCUCAUCAAGCUCCUUCCCCCAACCUCCUGUCCUUUUACUGUAACUUUUAGGCUUCUCAGUACUUUUCCAACAAUAUAUGUAUCAACAAAAAAUAUCAUUCCCAUGCACCUCUUUCACCUCCAUCUCAUAAGGCUGGCUAUGUAGACCCAACAUACUCUAGUAUAACCCUAGCUGAAGCAUGGAAAAUACUAGCUUGAAACUCCAAGGGGUUUAGGAAGCUGCUAGGACUUAGCUGCUCUAUAUUUGUCUGAAACUUUAGAAAUGCAGCAUAUGCCUGUUCAUGCCACAUGGAGGAUUAUCACGCAUUGAGGUUAAACACUGUUGCCACUGUGGAAAAGAAAAAGUACAUAGAUGAGAAAAAAAACAAAAGAGUUUAAUCUUAAACAUGACUCACACCUUCUGCCAGCUCUUCUAAAAAAAGAAAAAAUAAAUCCUGCUACUCAAAAAAACCUCCCAAAACUGCAUGAAAGAUUGAUUGGUAUUACCUGUUUGUAGAAAUUGGAGUAACUUCUCCAAAGCUAAAUAGAGAGAGGUCUGAUUUCAUGUCUAAAAAGAUGAAUAUUUGAUAAACCUUCUUUACAAGGAAGAACAUUAGGGAAACAAAGAGAUCCCAAAUACUCUACUUCAAAUUAAGCUUCUCUCCUUUUUUCUAAAGUCUUCUGUCCUUUCCUGAUUGGGAACACUACUGAAGGAUCAAAUUCUGCCCAUUAUACUUGUGAUGCAUGGUUACAGUGUGAGGAUGAAAAACGUCCUUUUCAAUCACAGAUGUCCUAAGGGUAAGAAAUGAAGGAGUCCCAGCAAGUGAGGUUUUGAACACCCUGUUGUGUCCGUGUGACAUCUGCCUUCGCAGGGCUUCUAAAGAGUAUGGAGAAUUUGCUGGUGGUUGCAUUAAGCCCACAGUUAAGAGUAAAAAAAUCUUAUUCAUUGCAGUACUCUUGAUAAGAAUUAAUUCAAGACAAUUGAUUGUGCAGCUAAAUCUCCUUCUUUGCCCUACACCCUGUGCAGUCAUCCUGGGGUUUCCACGUGGUGGUCCUUUUUACAUAGAGUAAAAAUUAAUAGAAUCCCAGUAUGAGGUAAUAACCCACAGCAAACUAGAGAUGAGCUUACACAUGCAACAGGUGCUGUUUUUCUAGGCAGUCCAUUGCAAAGGUAUGUAGAUGUUUAUUAGUUUGAGGGGCUUUUUUAUGGGAGGAAAGAGCAGACAAGGAAGAAUAAAUAAAUAAAUAAAUGACCAUUUGGAUACAGUGAUUCUUUAGCUCUUCUUUUAGAGCAUUCAAUGAAGAGAAAGCAGUUUUGGAAUGACAUCAUUCUUACAUCAAGAGGAAUAUGAGGCCAGCCCUAUAACCAGAACUUCUCACUGAGCAAUUUUAUAAAGUUAUCUCUAUUGAAACUAGUUUGGUGCCAUUCUUCUUCAGCCAUGGUCAGCUGCAGCCCUUUUUCCACACACUGGCUGUUUGGAUGACACAAUUACUUGACAGCAUUUCUGCGUGGUGAGUGUUGGAAUGAUGGACUCAGUAGCUGGGUUCUCUUUACGUUGCUUUGUCUUUGACAGUAAAAUCCUGGCAAAGCAAUUAUCCUUUCUCUUUCCUUCCUCCAGAUCAAGCUGCUUUGUUUGGCAUGGCAGAAGGGGAGGAAUAGGAGAGUUCAUGGGCCCCUCUACCCAUGUUUGAGUUUUCUUUUCUGAAAUGGCCUCUGUAUGAGACAUCUCUGAUGUGCUAAUGUGCUUAACUGCUUUAUGAAGAAUGGAAUAGGGAGGUAAAACUGAAAAUUUAGCUAGGUUGGGGUGUGUUUGUAAAAAGAAAGAACUGCACAUGAAUGCAUGCAAGAGUAUACAGAGAUGUGCAUCUAUAGCUGUGGAUGUGCUGAGAUGGGAAGAUUUUUGUGCUACAGGGCUGAACAAAUGAACACAUUUGUAUGGACUUCUAAAUCAUGAUGUCAAAAUUAUUCUUAUUAAAUGAUAGCUAAAAUAUAGUAAAUGAAGUAGUCUAAAUAUGAACCCCUUUUUGUUUUUUGUUUUGUUCUAAUGCUUUCUUUCAUGAGGGCAUAAUGAGAUUUCCUUCAGUACCACUUUUAACUGGCAAUUAAUAUUUUUUUUUUACGAAAGAGAAAAAAUAUGGUUUUGUAACAAUCUACUAGUGCUAAAAUGGCUUUCAUUUUCUUUAGUUCAAAUUAGAACUUUUUUCCCAUCUAUUUAAAACCAUUUCUGCUAUUUUUGUUAAUAUUUCUCUUUAAAUGGGGUGUUUUCCCUUUUUCUUUUAGCUAUCAUUCUAGAUAAUAAUUUUCAGUAAACCCAGCGGAUAGUAAUUUUUAUACAUAAAAUUUCAGGUUUCAUUUCAGUGGAAAACCUGAGACUAUCAAAGAGUUGUUUGGAGGCAUUGUUUGGGUUUUCUUCCCUUCCUUAAGAUGAGUUUAAAAAUAAAAGUAAGAGACUGGUAGAAGGAUACUAAGUCUCUUUUUUUCUCUUGGUGAUGUGAUAUGUAACCUCUGAAAAUUAUUAUUGCUAGGCAGGGAAUUUUAGACUGUGAAUUUAUAAAGUAUCUUAGAUAUGGAUUUAGGCACUGCAAAUUCCUGUUUUCCAGAAAAGACUUGACCAAUAAUAGCCAUGCUUGUAAAGCUAUUUAGUCAUGCAGUCUGAGCUGGAUGCCCGGAAGGACUCUGUGAAUCCUGGUGCCUGGCUACAGAAAACAAAGGAAGGCUGGAUGUCAGAAAGCUAAAUCCAGCUAACUUUCAGUGUGAUAUAGGCUGUCACCUGGGUGAAAGAUAGGCUUUACGAGGAAAUUGGUCUCUUGAGGAUGUGGAUCAAUGCUUAAGUGACUAAACAAAAUGCGCAUUUAACUCAAAUUAAUUUCGGUUGAAUUUCUGCAUCUACCUUGCUGUGAAAUGUUCUAAUAUACUACAAGACAUUUAAAUACCUUUGAAAAUUGAGUCCCAUUUCUCUUUUAGAAAUAAAACUUUGGUACUAAGUAAGUUAUCUAUGUAAUUGGCAGUUAGCAUUUCAUCUGUCCUUAUUCACUUACUAGAGACAAGACAGUGUGAGUGUUUUGGUCAAUUUUUAACAUGUACACUGUUUUUAUUUUUUCUUGUUCUUGCCGUGGCUCAGCACUUAAGUUAUGUCUGCAGUGAGAAAGCUGAAUAAAAGACAUAAUUUUAACUCAUAUGGGCUAAGCCAGGAUUCCCACCUGGGUAAAUACGACUGUUAAAAGUAGACAUAUAGAAUUGUGCUGUUAUCAGAUUGUGUUCAGUCAUCAGAUGUCCCUGAUAUUUAAGUUAAAACUAUAGCCAGAUUACAAAAAUAAGAUGCUUUCUCUCAGCUUUAUUUUAGCCUGAUCUAGCUGGACUUAACUCAUCCUAUUUAUCAAUUGCUCAAUUUUUACAGUGUAAGCCAAACCCUUAUUUUAAUGAGAUCUUUGACAAUAUUAGCAUUUAGCUUAUCACAUAUUUCACAUAUUGGGUGAGAAGCAAUCAAUAUAUCAUAUUGUUUCACUAUGGUGAUGGGUUAUGAAUCUUUUCCUAAUGAAGUCAGUUAUUGAUUUUGCUGAAGAUAAGAUUGAGUCCAAGACAUGUGAAUCACUUGGAUAUUGCUUUUAUCUGAGUCUUUUGGGUUUGUUUCAUUUUGCAUUUGGUUUUACCGACUGCCUGUUUUACAAUUAUCAUCCUGUCCUGUCCAGCCCUGUGGUUGGUGAGGACACGGAAAAUGUCUCAAACACCCUGUCAGAUUAAAUGAAUCACUAGAGAUGCCUCUUGCUCUCCAUUGAUUAUAGAGAGAAGGUAGACUCCUGGUGAUAGAUAAGUUAAUUCUAGCAGAAUUUGCCUGUGAAUCAGAAUUUUACAAUAGUUUUGCAGAUCCAGCAGAUACAUCUGCUGACUUUUUUUUUCUGAGGUGACAGCUGGGGUCAAGGAAGGACACCUUGCAUCUAAAAUUACACUAAACAUCUCUGCCUAGUAAAUGCAUACAACUCCUUGUAGCCAAAUACAUGAAAAUCGAGUUUCAAAGUACCACUUUGAGUCAAUGACAAUGUGAUCAGGAAUCUGUGGGGCUUGGAAGUGGAUAAUUCUGCUUUCAGUCUAUUCUAGAUCCAAUAUCCAUUUUUUGCCUCACAUAGGAGCUUUGGCAGAUAGCAUAUGUGAAGCCAGAUCCACACAUUUCCAAAUCUAAAGCUAACUCAGCCCCCUCAGAUGCCUUUCUGCAUGUCUGGUGCCAUUUGAGAUGAUACUGGGGUAUCUCUGCAGCUCCAGUAAGGAUGUCAUAUCUUGCAUCUGUUGACCCCAAGUAGCUAUGUCUGAUACUUGCUGGCUUUUCAAAUUACAGUAAGUGCCCAUCCAGAACCCCUAAGUUCUCAAUGAGAUGAAUCCCUGAAAAAAUAAAUCCCAUCAUCAGAACAAAAUCAACCAUCCUUCUCAUCAGUGUAAGCCAAUCAAUUGACAUGCAUCCUCCACCUCAAAUUAACAAGUGUAGAGGAGGCAGAACUUGACCUCUUUGUGGUCCAUCUCCUCAUGCCAUUACUGUCUGUUGCAAUCACCUACACAAAGUUUAUCCUAAACAAGACCAGUUUCAAGUAGUCUGCACUGCCAGUUUUUCACAGAUGCAAAGUAGGUUUUUUAUUUUUCAGAAAGUAACACUUUGUAAAAGGCUUGAGCAAAGUCUGAGACCUUGUGAGUGCUAUUUCAAAGCUUUCAUGCAGUUUUUAAAUGCCUACUUUUCUAACAAGCCAAGUGAUAUAGUUACAUCCCUGCCCAACCAAGGGCCUUAUCCAAAGUCUUUAGAGGUUUGGGAGGCCUCUUGCUUGACUACAGUUGGAGUUGCACCAUGCCCUUGAAGGUUUUGGGGGUUUUCUUCACAGAUUACUAUGACAGCUUCAAAGCAUGAUUUGUUUCCUUGGGUUCUGCACUUUCUUUCCCAGUGGAAAGUUCUUCAUGUCCUCUUUCAGUGUGGGCGGCCCCCUCCUCCUUCCUACUUUUGUACAUGAAACUUCUAAACACAUUCUUCUUUUGGGUCUGAAGUAGCCUUUUCUUUGAUUGUUUAUUUCAAGACAUGCAUAUAAAGAGUUUGAGUAUUUCAGUGUAUUGGUACUUAUUUUUGUGAUCUUUUGCACUAAGGUACUCUGACAAAAACAGAAAUUGGGAAAAAAAAAAAGCACACUUUCUGGUGAACUCUUGUAAUUUGUAAGCUCGUUGUUUGUUGUUUGUAAUGUGCUGAGUCUACAAGCCGAGCUAAAGAAGAAUUAAGGCAACAGUUUGUGUUGACAGUGUCACUCCAUAUCUAGUUCACCUCUGUGUUCUUCAUCCCUCCUUUUUCUUUAACAUGUGGAGCUAUCAAAUUGCUGGUAGGAGUCAGAGGAGCUUGUUUUACAACUCAGAUUAAGAUUAUGAUUUUUCUCCUGGCAGUCACAGACACCAAAAUGUCAGCGGGGUGUUCAACCAGAAGGGAGACUGCACUCCAUCGUGGAGAUGUAGUCACCUGGAGGUGGUGACCUCUAAGGGGAAAAGAGGACAUUAACACUUCAGACUACCAUUGUGACGGGGCAGUGAAGGAGGCAAAAGCUCUCAGGAAACUUACACUGUUUGAAGCCACACAUGGUGGAUAUGAAGCUUUCAGGUGUUUUUCACAGUUUGGUUUUUGCCGUGGAAUGAAUUGCUACUUAGUCUGCCAAACCAUAGUCUUAAUUGUCCUGAUGAUCUGUAAAGUACCGAAGACAUGCUUCAAACAUGGGACAGGAUUUCAAAGCUCUGGCUGAUUCUAGAUCCGAAUCUCUCUGGUUAGAUCGCUGGAACUCUCCCAGAUAACCCAAAGGAGAAUUUGGGGUGGUUUCCCUCAAACAAUCAUAACAUUUCAUCAAAUGUUGGGUACAAGAGGUGAUCCAAAGAAUGGUGUUUGCUUAGAGACUUUCCACUCCCCAUCCCUCCCUCGUUUAGGAUGCUUGUGGCAGCUUUUUUUGAAACUACUGACUGUUGUUCACGUUGCAACACCAGCUACUUUUUGAUAUGCUAAGUCAUACCUCUCUUCACAAAUUUCAGUCCCACAGCCCUAAAUAGAGUCCAUUUGGAACGAAUUCUGCAUGGGAAAUUAUUUACUCACUUUUGCAUGCCCUUUACAGCUCCUUCUUGCAUCCUUUAGGCACACCCUUUUUUGAUGUGUUUUGCCAUUGCUGCCAAUGCAGCACCCAUGUUGUCAAGAAAGAAGAACAAUUGUUUCUUAGGUAAAGCUUAGAUACAGCCAGUCGCAGCCUCACUUCCCAUUCACAAAGCAGCGGAAUUGACGUUUCAGGAGCCUAGGAGAGCAAACAAGUACUUUUUUUUUGUUCAUACAUCCAGUCAUAAAAAUCUCUACUCUCUGAUUUUUGCAAAUGAAAUCUGUAACGCAGACCAUUAUAUCUAAAUGAUAGUGAGAACCUUAACAGUUGUACCUGAUCUGCUUUGAAACCCAAGUUUGUAAAAGAAACAAGAGCCAGCUUCAGACCUGGUUGUAGUCCUUUUUAGGUCAAUGUAGAUACAUCACAGAUUAAUUUAGCCUCAUAUUGGCCUUGCAUUGAUGAUCUGCAAACUGGGGCUGACAUACAUGAAUCCAAGUCAGGACCUUAUAGUCAUCAUCCCUUACUGCUGUCAACGAGAGUUUCAUUCACUGAAAUCGUGUUGUCUUCUAGCAGAAAUAUGGAUAAAAUUUGGGAUAUGGCAAUGAACUUCAGCUCCACAAAGCCCAUGAUAUGGCUUAAGUCAUCUUCAGGAGCUUCUAAAAAAUGUGUGUAUGGGGAGGGUUGGUCUGUGGGUAGUGUCUUGUCAACCACACCCACUAACACAGGAGGGAUUUUAUGGGAUUUUAAUGGAUAAAGGCACCCUUAAAAGAAAAAAAAGGGCAAAAUGGCAGCUGAGAUUAAGUAUUUGUAAUAAGAAAAAAUUGGUUCUUUCUACUGAUGAGCCCUUCAUCAUUCAUUUUACUUUCUUCUACUCAAAUUGUAUUAAAUAAAUCGCUCAGAACUCUGUUCGUUUUAUUAGCAAAGCAAAAAGAAAAAACUUUUUUUUAAUGGUUUGUCCAAGGGUAAUGCAAGAGUCUCUCAGUUACAGUAAAAAGCAAAAUGGAGAUUUAGAUUAUUCCCCUUUCACUAUCUGGUUUUCUAAAGAGAAUGCCACAGGACGUUGCCUCAAUCUAAGUCAGUUUUGUAGACAAUGUAACAUGUCUUAAUACCCUGUUAAGGGAUUGAAAAAAUUUAGCCUUAGCUUCUUUUGUUUUCUAUGGUUACUGUUGUACAGAAUAAAGACUUAAACUGUAAGUAAUGUAUAUUUAAUAAAAAAAGACUUUUUGUAUGA
Messenger RNA from Corvus hawaiiensis (hawaiian crow), 12194 nucleotides. It is a transcript of the gene CNTNAP5, whose product is annotated as contactin associated protein family member 5. The transcript is spliced from 24 exons. The coding region runs from base 341 to 4270 and encodes 1309 amino acids. Lineage: Eukaryota; Metazoa; Chordata; Aves; Passeriformes; Corvidae. The record is from RefSeq and is a predicted model, not a curated record.